AUGAAGCUGUGGGUAGAGAUUCGCCUGAUAGUUCCAGAAAUGCCUCUCUGCCCAAGGAUGGUGAGUAACCACACGCUGGUAACAGAGUUCAUCCUGCAGGGCUUUUCAGAGCAUCCAGAAUACCAGCUGCUCUUAUUUAGCUGCUUCCUCUCCCUCUACUCUGUGGCCCUCACAAGUAAUGUCCUUAUCAUCCUGGCCAUCACCUUCAACCCUGGGCUCCACACCCCCAUGUACUUUUUCCUGUUUAAUUUGGCUACUAUGGACAUUAUCUGCACCUCCUCCAUCAUGCCCAAGGCAAUGAAGGGUCUGCUGUCAGACAAGAACUCCAUCUCCUAUGGAGGCUGCAUGGCCCAGCUCUACUUCCUCACGUGGUCUGCAUCCUCAGAGCUGCUGCUCCUCACGGUCAUGGCCUAUGACCGAUAUGCAGCCAUCUGCCACCCCCUGCAUUACAGCACCAUGAUGAGCAAGGCAUUCUGCAGUGUGCUUCUUGCUGGAGUGUGGAUGCUUUGUGCCUUCAACACGGCCAUCCAUACGGGGCUGAUGAUGCUCUUGAACUUCUGUGGCCCCAAUGUGAUUACUCAUUUCUUCUGUGAGGUCCCUCCUCUGCUACUUCUCUCCUGUAGCUCUACUUAUGUGAACAGUGUCAUGAUUGUCCUGGCCGAUGCCUUUUAUGGCAUAUUGAACUUCCUGAUGACCAUCGUGUCAUAUGUCUUCAUCAUCUCCAGCAUCCUGAAGAUGCAGACUUCAGAGGGGAAGCAGAAAGCCUUCUCCACCUGCUCUUCCCAUCUCAUUGUGGUGUGCAUGUAUUACAGUGCUGUGUUCUAUGCCUACUUAAGUCCUGUCUCCAGCUAUAGUGCGGAGAAGAGCAAGUUGGCUGGUGUGCUGUACACUAUGUUAAGCCCCACCCUCAAUCCUCUCAUUUAUACUUUGAGAAACAAAGAGGUCAAAGCAGCCCUCAGGAAGCUUUUCCCCUUCUUUAGAAAUUAA
Castor canadensis (American beaver) is the source of this 987-nucleotide messenger RNA. The record is from RefSeq and is a predicted model, not a curated record. NCBI's taxonomy places the organism in Eukaryota, Metazoa, Chordata, Mammalia, Rodentia, Castoridae.